Messenger RNA from Salvia miltiorrhiza (redroot sage), 2676 nucleotides. RefSeq lists its product as uncharacterized. Bases 694 to 2574 code for a protein of 626 amino acids. NCBI's taxonomy places the organism in Eukaryota, Viridiplantae, Streptophyta, Magnoliopsida, Lamiales, Lamiaceae. The transcript has 6 exons. The record is from RefSeq and is a predicted model, not a curated record.
GCUCUAUUGAGACCAAGCACUAUCAAUGUAACUUCGGACGUGGGCACUUAUUAUAAAAUCAAGUAUUUAGACAAAGUGAAGAAAAAUUUAAAGGAUAAAGGUGGUGAACAAUUGUUAAAUAGAUUUUUACGCGGUUGUUUUGGACAUUUAUUGGAUUAGAAUCCUGGUCCGAAAUGUGCAAUGGCCGUUCAUCAAGUAGUCUCUCGCCAAAUAAAGUCAAGCCGUGAUGGUCUUUUCUUUUUAUUGAAUAAUACGAGAGUUCAUUUUUCGAAGAGGGAUUAUGCUUUAGUGACUGGUCUUAAUUUUGGUGAUUUUAAUGUAGAUAUGUCGCGUAAUCAUGAUUUGAGUGGAGUGGAAGUGUUUAAUAAAUUUAGUUGUGGUGAGUCUCAUGUGAAACUAUCAACCCUCAUUGAUCUUUCUGAGAAUUUUGAAAUUGAUGAUGAGGAUGGUAGUUUAUACUUGAGGAUUGCCUACAUUAUAGUCCUAUAUGGAAUGCUUGUAGGUUAUGAGACUGAUAAAACAAUUUAGCAUUGAGUUUGGGCAUUGGUAGAUGAUCUUGAUGCAUUUAACCAAUUUCCGUGGGGGGCGUAUACGUAUAAUUUGUUGUGUUACUAUACGACAAAUUGCAAGUCUAAAAAACAGUAUAAAUUGUAUGGACCUGUUUGGGCGUUGCAUGUGUGGUCGCUUGAGAUUAUGCCCGAUUUAGGUAAUGUGGUCGGUAAUUGUGUUGCUGAGUUUGCGCACCCUAGAUGUUUGAAGUGGAAGUUUCGUAGUAGACCGGCUACGAAGGAUUUACGGCCCUUCUUCGAGAAAGUGGAGCAAGAGAUAUUGGAGUUGGUCGCAGACGAAUUUGAAGUCAGCACUAUGUACUACUUAUCUACCAUUGGUGUGUAUAUGGGGGCACAGCAUGAUGAAGCUCGUGUGUAUAUGGGGGUACAACAUGAUGAAGCUCCUAAUCAGGAUUUCCCAUAUGGGCCUUCACACGACAUUCAUGUUGAAGAGCAAGAACAAGAGGAAGGAGGAGCUCUGCAUGAUAUACCUAUUUCUGCGCAUGAUUUGGCUGCGACAGUGAUGGACACACGGGCGCGGAGUUCAUCUUCCCAUGAAGAGGGUCGUCGUAGACGAGCUAGGGAAAAGCGUGUUCGGCCACCUACUACAUCUUCAUCAUCUAGUAGCGGCGAUCAUGCUAACCGGCGUGUAGACCGUGAAUAUAUGGAGACAGUUGUGAGGAGAAUGGAAGAGGCACACGAGGAGAGAAUGAAAAGGCACAGCGAUGCUUUACAUGAACGGGUCAAGGGGACAUUGAGGGGGUUUUUCGAGGAGUUGAAGGGUUUUUUUAGUUGUAAGAGUGUCCGAGCUACGGCUGUUCGUUCUCCUGUUCAUCGACCUACACCGGCACCCAAUGCGAGACAGAGUGAUGAUAUACCCAAUGAGGGCACCGAGGAAGGCGAUGUUCCUCGUGUUGAUAAUGUUACACCAUCGCCAUAUGUGCCACAGUUUUCUCAAUUUGAUUUUGGGAGCACAUCUUAUUUGGGCACUGAUGCCGAGUUGCCUCGUUUGUCCAAUCCAAUUGAUCAAAUGAGAGUAUAUUUGGAUUUCAUGGGAGAGGAGUUGGCUAGUUUUGGAGAGCCAUCCCAACGCAUUGAGACACCGGUAUUGCCUAGGAGAAGUACACGUCAAAGAUUCCCAUCACAAGUAUUGGAGUCACCGUAUGCGGCAUCUGGAGAACCCAUUCUACUUUCGACAGCGGAGAUGGAUAACUUUACGGCUUUCCUUAAUGGAGACGCUACUGAGGCAUUUGUCUUGGAAAGUAACCAUAAAGUCUCGAAGAAUUGGUUCAAGAGCAUAUUGAAGCUUGAUUGUUCGCUGCACCAGGAUGUUCUUGAUUUGUUCAUAUUGAGCUGUCAAUCGAAGCUGAUACGUCGGGUUUCAAUUCUUCCAUUUGUUACAUUCGAGAACACGGGCGUAGCCUCUUUUGAUCUAUAUCGAGUUUGUGAUCAAUAUUGGAGUUGCUGCUUCUUUAGUACAAAGUUGAACCAUACUAUUCCUGGAUCAUAUGACUCCUUUCAUGAUUGGAAUGUCCCUAAAUCCGUCUUAUCCAUGGUUAAAGGAGAGAGUGGGUCGUCAAUGGCACAAAAUUGGUUUAGUGCCACACAGGUUGUUGUUCCAUGUUGGAUUAAAGGACAUUACGUGGUUGUUAGAAUAUACCUCGGACGUUGGGAGGCCGAGCUACACGAUCCACUAUAUUAUGGUUUGGAUGAAGCCGCGAAAGCAAAGCGUGGAGCCGAGAUCCAACCAUUGUUGAGUUUAUUCGGGAAGAUUUUGGAAGAUGCCGGCUAUUGGACGUCGAAUGUGUGUGGAUGGGAAAGGAAGACGCAUCCAUUGACACUCUAUAUCCCUGCACCGGACGAGCAAUUUAGUCAGAAGGAUUAUAGUUCAUGUGGUCCUUUUGCUUGCAUGGUGAUAGAGCGCAUAAUCUCCGAUGCUCCUAGUAUUACUUGGGGCAACACACGAGUGAAAAAAUACAGGGAGAUUAUUGCUGCUAGUGCUUUUAGUAUGUGCGGAGUUGAUUAGAUGUUGUAUGUGUUAUUUUGUUUGGAUUAUGACGAACUUGUAAACUAAAUUGGUACAUGUAGCAAUUUCAUUUGUAUAUUCGUUUGUUGCUGUGAUGCGCAU